AUGGCGGGAUGGGCAUCCAAGAAACCAAGGUUGAUGUCGAACGAGAUUAAAGAUGCUAACUCUCUGCUUUCUCAGAAAUCCAGCUUCGAGUUCAUGCAUAACUGCGAUCUUCCUCCGCCGUCGAAGAUCUUCUCGUGGUCGGAGAAGACGGUGGUUAUGUCGUCCAUGAACAGGAUUUGCAGCAUCGAGGGACGCGAAGAUGAAGGGUACGAGGUUGAUGUAUGCAAGGAGGGGAGGAAUGAGAAGUUGGAGGUUUUGAAGGCAUUGAGAUUGUCGCAGACGCGUGCGAGGGAGGCGGAGAGGAAGGUGGAGAGAUUGGGGAAGGAGAGGGAUUGUAUGUCCAAGGCUUUGUUGGAGGAGUCUUUGAGGUCGUUGGCAUAUCGGCAAUGGGUUAAGUCGUUGGAGAUUCAGGUGCGCGUGUUGCAGAAAAAGUGGGAGAGAUGGGAGGAGAAGCAUUCUUGUUAUGGGUGCUGUGAGAAAUCAAUGGAGGGAGAAGAUGGUGGAGGAGGAGGGGUAGGUUGGUUUGUGGCUUUAGCACUUUGUUUGGGAAUAGCAUUUGGUUGUAGAUACAUUUUUUGA
Molecule: messenger RNA, 579 nt
Organism: Carica papaya (papaya)
Lineage: Eukaryota; Viridiplantae; Streptophyta; Magnoliopsida; Brassicales; Caricaceae
Source: RefSeq, a predicted model, not a curated record